UUUCAUAAUUAUUUCAACACAAUCAAAUUUUCUGAUCUCUUUCUCAAAUUAAAAUCAAUUACACUUUCUCUCUUUUUCUUGGAUCUAAAUGGCACGUACCAAACAAACGGCUCGCAAAUCUACCGGAGGCAAGGCUCCAAGGAAGCAACUCGCCACAAAAGCCGCCCGGAAAUCUGCUCCGGCGACCGGAGGAGUGAAGAAGCCUCACAGAUUCCGUCCAGGAACAGUCGCUCUAAGAGAAAUCAGGAAGUAUCAGAAGAGCACAGAGCUUCUCAUCAGGAAGCUUCCAUUCCAAAGACUGGUUAGAGAAAUCGCUCAAGAUUUCAAAACAGAUCUCAGAUUCCAAAGCAGUGCCGUAUCAGCACUUCAAGAAGCCGCUGAAGCAUAUCUAGUUGGUUUGUUUGAAGAUACAAACCUUUGUGCGAUUCAUGCUAAGAGAGUUACUAUUAUGCCUAAGGAUAUUCAACUUGCUCGCAGAAUCAGAGGAGAGAGGGCUUAGAUUUAGAUUGUAAGGAUUUAUAUUACAUAGAUGUAGUUGUGUUAUAAUUAGUGUUAUGUAAUAUUUGUCUGUUCCUUUUGUAAUCUGUUUUGAAAUUUAACCUACUAGUGCUGGGUGGCAAUGCUUAGAUAUGUUAUGUGUUUUUUAGAAAGUGAAUUUAGUAGUUUUUGUCUA
Molecule: messenger RNA, 673 nt
Organism: Vicia villosa (hairy vetch)
Lineage: Eukaryota; Viridiplantae; Streptophyta; Magnoliopsida; Fabales; Fabaceae
Product: histone H3.2
Exons: 1
Coding region: 89-499 (136 amino acids)
Cellular component (GO): nucleosome
Molecular function (GO): DNA binding; structural constituent of chromatin; protein heterodimerization activity
Source: RefSeq, a predicted model, not a curated record